This is a messenger RNA of Petromyzon marinus (sea lamprey), 4550 nucleotides long. RefSeq names its product catenin alpha-2-like. Gene Ontology annotation, biological process: cell migration; cell-cell adhesion. Gene Ontology annotation, cellular component: adherens junction; catenin complex. Gene Ontology annotation, molecular function: beta-catenin binding; cadherin binding; actin filament binding. The record is from RefSeq and is a predicted model, not a curated record. NCBI's taxonomy places the organism in Eukaryota, Metazoa, Chordata, Hyperoartia, Petromyzontiformes, Petromyzontidae.
CGCGUCGUCCGCUCGUCGUCGCUUCCAUUGCUCGGCCUUCGCGUUCAACUUUGGUGCGCAGUGCUUUGGUGUGAGUUUGGUGUUUUAUAUUUAACCAGGAGACCAAAAUGUCCUCCAUCACGUCUCCAAACAUCCAGUUCAAAUGGGAUCCGAAAACCCUCGAAAUUCGCACCCUCUCGGUGGAAAAGACCUUGGAACCAUUAGUGCAGCAGGUGACUACUUUGGUGAAUAUCAACAGCAAGGGACCAUCCAACAAGAAAAAAGGGCGCUCCAAGAAGGCCCAUGUGCUCAGUGCUUCAGUGGAAAAGGCCACACAAAACUUUAUUGACAAGGGAGACCAGAUUGCCCGUGAAAGUGAAUAUCUCAAGGAUGAACUUAUGGAUGCAGUUGAUCAAGUCCGCACCCAGGGCGAGACCAUGCGUUCGGCAGCCGGGGAGUUUGCUGAUGACCCGUGCUCGUCAAUGAAGCGUGGGGCGAUGGUGCGGGCCGCUCGUGCCCUGCUCACGGCUGUGACUCGCCUGCUCAUCCUCGCUGACAUGGCCGACGUUAUGAAGCUCCUGCGACACCUGCGCAUCGUUGAAGAAACCCUGGAGAAAGUGCGCAUGGCUGGAAGUCAACAGGAGCUUGCCAACACUUUUAAGAAAUUUGGCCAGGAGAUGGUGACUCUAAACCAUCUGGCAGCCAGACGACAGCAGGACCUCAAGGACCCACGCCUGCGUGAUGAGAUGGCAGCAGCACGCGGAAGCCUGAAGAAGAAUGCUACCAUGCUGUACACGGCUUCACAGGCCUUCCUCAACCACCCAGAUGUGGCGGCCACCAAGGCCAACAGAGACUACGUCUACAAACAGGUCCAGGAGGCCAUUGCCAGCAUCUCCAAUGCUGCUCAGGCAACUUCCGUGCCCAGCCGCACGCAGGCCGCAGACAAUGUGGGCGAGCUGGCUGCUGCCCUAAAUGACUUUGAUACCAAGAUUGUGCUGGAUCCCAAUACCUACAAUGAGGCCCGUAUGCGUCCAUCGUUGGAGGAGCGUCUGGAGAGCAUCAUCAGUGGAGCAGCUCUGAUGGCAGACUCCUCCUGCACCCGUGAUGAUCGACGCGAAAGAAUUGUGGCCGAGUGCAACUCUGUGCGUCAGGCCCUGCAGGACCUUCUGACCGAGUACAUGAACAAUGCUGGUCGCAAAGAGCCCACUGAUGUACUCAAUGUGGCAAUCGACAGAAUGUGUCAGAAGACACGAGACCUUCGCAGACAGCUGCGUAAAGCUGUGAUGGACCACAUUUCUGAUUCCUUCCUGGAGACCACAGUGCCCCUUCUUGUGCUGAUUGAGGCAGCCAAAAAGGGAAAUGAAAAAGAAGUGAAGGAGUAUGCCCAAGUGUUCCGUGAGCAUGCCAACAAACUGGUGGAGGUGGCCAAUCUCGCCUGCUCCCUGUCCAGCAAUGAGGAAGGAGUGAAACUUGUCCGCAUGGCAGCACAGCAAAUCGAGACAUUGUGCCCUCAGGUCAUUAAUGCCGCACUGACUCUGGCUGCCAAGCCCAAUAGCAAGAUAGCUCAAGAUAACAUGGAUGUGUUUAAGGAGACUUGGGAAAACCAAGUUCGACUCCUCACCGAAGCGGUAGAUGACAUUACCAGCAUUGAUGACUUCUUGGCAGUCUCUGAGAACCACAUCCUAGAGGAUGUGAAUAAAUGCGUGAUGGCACUGCAGGAGGGCGAUGUGGAUGCCUUGGACCGCACAGCUGGUGCCAUUCGUGGCCGCGCUGCACGUGUGGUUCAUGUGGUCAAUGGAGAAAUGGAAAAUUACGAACCGGGUAUCUACACUGAGAAGGUGCUCGAGAGCACCACCAUGUUGGCCGACAGCGUGAUGCCAAGAUUUGCGGAGCAAGUGGAAAAUGCAAUAGAUGCUCUAAGUUCAAACCCUUCAAGGCCCGUGGAUGAAAAUGAGUUCAUCGAUGCUUCUCGUCUGGUGUAUGAUGGAAUACGUGAUAUCAGGAAGGCUGUGCUUAUGAUUAGGACUCCUGAUGAACUGGAUGACUCUGACAUGGAGGAUGAAACGGAAGUCCGCAGCUAUACGAGUGUGAAGACUGAGAAUGAUCAGAUCAUUGAAGGGAGUGCUCGGGCCCUCAUGGCUCAGCUGCCCCAAGAGGAGAAGGCCAAGAUUGCUGAGCAAGUGGAACGCUUCCAGGAGGAGAAGAGCAAGCUGGAUGCCGAGGUGGCCAAGUGGGACGACAGUGGCAAUGACAUAAUUGUCCUCUCGAAGCAGAUGUGUAUGAUCAUGAUGGAAAUGACUGACUUCACCAGAGGCAAAGGGCCACUGAAGAAUACAUCCAAUGUCAUUAAUGCUGCCAAAAAGAUUGCAGACUUGGGCUCUAAGAUGGACAAACUUGCUCGUGUUAUUGCUGACCAGUGUCCAGAUUCAGCUUCAAAGCAGGAUCUUCUGGCCUACUUGCAGCGCAUUGCCCUGUACUGCCACCAGCUGAAUAUCUGCAGCAAAGUAAAAGCUGAAGUUCAAAACAUCAGUGGAGAAGUUGUUGUUUCUGGGCUGGACAGCGCAACAUCUCUGAUUCAGGCAGCCAAGAACCUGAUGAACGCUGUUGUACUGACUGUCAAGGCCUCCUACGUGGCAUCCAGCAAGUUCCAUAAGGUGCAGCACACCAACAUCAACUCGCCGGUUGUGUCCUGGAAGAUGAAAGCACCCGAGAAGAAGCCGCUUGUGAAGCGCGAGCGGGGUGAUGACGUCAGCUCGCACGUCCGUCGGGGCUCGCAGAAGAAGCAUAUCUCGCCGGUCCAAGCCCUCAGUGAAUUUAAGGGAAGAGAAACGUACUAGUGUGGCAACAGCGUGGAAAGUUUUCUCCCCUGUUUGAAUGACUUGGCUGUGGUGUGUAGGUUAGGUUGUUAGCAAACUUGUACAUACAAGUUUUUUUUUGUGUUCGCAAACUUGUGAGUACAAGUUUAGUUCAAGAUGAUUUUUCAUGGCUUCAAAAAACAUUUUCUCAUGUGGGAUAUAAAUCAUUUUUAGUGGCUUGACAUGUUGAAGCUAUUAAUUUUACCAAGAUAAGUGAAAUUAUUUUACUCGGUGGUUUAAUAAAACGGUUACUAUUGUUUAUCAUUGCAAACAUCUUUUCUACUUUAGUUUUGGUUUAGAUUGGGUCACCUUAACCUAAAUGUGUCUUGUAUAUUGUAUGUGAUUUUUUUUAAGUGGGUGAAUUUUAUUGGUACCCAUGGCAUGAGUCAUUUUACUACAUUAGCUUUGAAAAUGUCACAAAUCAGAAAUGUUCGUGUUAAUGGCCAUUUUAACCCAUUUUAUACAUCCAGAUUAAUUUAUAUUCUAUGAUUUACAUUUUUAGUAAUAUAUAAUAUGCCAAAUUCAGAAAAUUGUUAGUUCUUUAGGUACCAAUAAAAUAUUGCCUGGAUGGUUUGCAGUAAAGUUUCUACUCAAUCCUAUACAGCUUGUUUUAAAGAAAUAUGAUACUAACAAAAGUAAAAGUGAGUACUUAAAGGAAUUACAUUUCCAGGCAUCUUAAUUUCUUUAGGAGUGCUCUCGGUUAUUUCAUAUUGCUAGAAAUAGAUUGGUUUAAUGUGGUUCAUUAAUGUCCAGGUAAUGACUACGCUUGCUAUGAGUUACAAAUCUGUUAUAAAUGGCUAAUGCUGGUAUGUUUUCAUAUGGAUAAAAUGCACAUAGCAUCCAGUGCAAAGGGAUUUUUUGUGCAAAUAGAUUUUGAAGUAUUCAUAGUUUGGCCGAUUUGAACACUGCAUAAAACAAAUAAGGUUAAUGCCCUUUCAUAUCAAUGAAUGCAAAGUAAAACGAAUCAAAGCACAGUGUUUAACCAUUCGGUCUCUGAUGCAUUUAAUGUUUAGUUAUGAAAUCGGCUCAAAUCUAACAAUAUAUCAAUAGUUACAAUUCCUUUAAGUUUUAUACUGAUACACUUCAAGUACAUCAAGUGAAGGUUUUUUUAAUACUGUAGUUUAAUAUUUUGAAGAUUUUGGUUUAGGUUUCAUUAACAGUACUUUUAACAGUACAAUUGUGUUUAUCAACCUAUUAACAUAGUGCUUUGGUUUUUAAAGUAAUGUUUAGGUUUUGAGCUUUUUCUAAUAAUUUGAUGCAUUUUUCUGAUUAAAUUCAUUUUCAUUUUAUACUGUAUGCAAAUAGCUGCCAAUAGAUAAAAAAAAGUUAUACUGGAAAAUAGGAGUUCAUUCAUAUUUUGUAUCUGGUAUUUUAAAGUGUAACAAAGGAAGUUAUGUGGUAUUUAUGCAAUCCUAAAAUAUAAUCUUCAUCUACCGACUGUGCUUUAAAAGAAAAAAAACCUUAAAAUUUCUUAUUUUCCACAUAGAUAUAAAAUAACUACAGUAACUAAGUAUAGUGAAAUGUCUUGUAAUUAUUAUGGUGCAUGGUUAUAGUGGUAGAGUUGCAGUGAGCAGGUGUUGUGUUUUUUAUUCAGCAUUAGUAUUUUUGAUUUAUUUGCUUUUUAAGUGCAUGUUCUGUAGUGUUAGAAAUGUCUUAUUUUACCUUACUGCUAUGUAAUGAAUAAUCACCAAUAAAGUUUUAAGAUGGGCUAAACGA